ACACGGGGGCUUAGACAGGCUGGCAGAGGGGCAAAUGGAUGGACAGCUGGGGAAGGAGACGGAGUAACAGCUAGGGCAAAAAACAGUGAGAAGAUACGUCUAAAAACGGUAAAACUGUACUUAAAUUGAAUGGAUUUCAACUUCUUUUGAGGGAAGAAUGGUAGGAAAAGUCAAGACUGCUGAACACAGAGCUGUUUGAGUGUUGAAUUCAAGAAGACAAGAGCUAGAAAAUCCUCCACCUUGUGCUUCUGAUACUUCACUCGCCGCCCCCGGAGGCGAUGAACUUUGCUCCUGGCUUCAAGUUCCCAUCGGCAGGCAGUUCUGGGCCCGGUGCCGGCAGCGGAGCCACCAUGGAGAACCUGGAGAAGCAGCUGAUCUGCCCCGUCUGCCUGGAGAUGUUCUCCAAACCUGUGGUCAUCCUGCCCUGCCAGCACAACCUCUGCCGCAAGUGUGCCAACGACAUCUUCCAGUCAGCGAACCCUCUGUGGCAGUCCCGCGGCUCCUCCGGCCUUGUUGCCAGCGGCGGCCGAUUCCGCUGUCCGUCGUGCCGCCACGAGGUGGUGCUGGACCGGCACGGGGUCUACGGCCUGCAGAGAAACCUGCUGGUGGAGAACAUCAUUGACAUCUACAGACAGCAGGAGUCCUCCAGGCUUGUGAACAUUAAGCCGGAGCAGCAGCAGCAGCUGCAGCAGCUGCUGAUGUGCGAGGAGCACGAGGAGGAGAAGAUCAACAUCUACUGCCUGUCGUGUCAGACGCCGACCUGCUCCAUGUGCAAAGUGUUCGGGCGACACAAAGACUGCGACGUGGCCCCGCUCGGCAGCGUCUACGCGAGGCAGAAGACGGAGCUGAGCGACGGGAUCGCCAUCUUGGUCGCCAGUAACGACCACGUCCAGGCAGUCAUCUCUCAGAUGGAAGAAAUGUGCCGCACCGUAGAGGAGAACGGCCUGCGACAGAGAGAGCAGCUGGUCAACCAUUUCGACGGUCUGGUGGCCAUCUUGGAGGAGCGGAAGCAGGAGCUGGUGGGUCUGAUUUCCAGACAGCAGGACGACAAGCUGAGGCGCGUUCGAGCGCUCAUUCGCCAGCACGGCGAUCACCUGGAGGCCGCGGUCACGCUGGUCGAGUCGGCCAUACAGUCCAUGGAGGAGCCGCACAUGCCUUUGUUUAUACAGAGCGCCAAAGUCAUACUGGAGAAAAUGGCGGCGAUGGCGCGGGCCUCUGACCUGGAGCGUCCGGAGCUGGGUUACGAGAGCAUGAGCCACUUCGGGGUCGAUACCGACGACCUCGCCGACAUGUUGAGGAACAUCGACUUCUGCUCUGCUGUGGGAGAUGAUGAAGAAGAGGAUCCUGAAGAAGUGGGAGAAGAUCCAGAUCUUGACUUUGGCUGCAGAUAUUAAGACCAAAACAGAGUCUGGACUCAGCAGCAGCAGCAGCAGCAGCAGCUCGCUGUGAAUCGCACAGAGGGGAUGUGUGAAAUCAUCUCCAACAAGGCCACUUACGUAAAGCGAUCUGCAGAGACGGAAGGAUUCCCCUCAUCCGCUCAGGAAGGGGACAGCAUCAGCGUAUUCGUGCUGACUCAGCAGCAGCAUCCUCCUCCUCCUCCUCCUCCUCCGCGCCGCUUUCGUGUGGAGCGAAGGGACAUCGGGCCGAGCAGUUGGACGGUCACUGGUGGUUGUUUUUCACACGUGGGAUGACGACAGCGGUCUCACGAUAUUUAGUCUUUUGUUCUUUACUCGAGGCCCCCUGAUGCAGUCCUGGGGAAACGUAAAACAGAGGCGGAAAUGGAGGUUUACCAUAACCCCCCCCGCAAGAAAUCCACACAGCGCUCAAGAGGGAACUGAGCCAUGGACGGACGCGAAACAACAACAAAGACUAGCUGAAAAGAAAACCCCUAAAUGGUCAGAAAUCAAACAUUCGUAUACAUUAUCCAUCGGUGUUUCCCACCGCAGCCGCCCAGAUGCAGGAAGACUGACUUGGCCCCGUUUUCGCCUCCCACAUUGUUGCCUUUUGUUCAGUACGAAAAAAGCCAGAGCAUUGUGUGUAAAUAUAUCUCCCUAUGAUAAGCUGGCAGGAAAUGUGUAGUGGAUUUAACACUGCACUCUGCGUGGUGGGAGGAUCUUCGGGAUUUAAGGCCCUUCCGUAGCUUUUCUAAAGGCUUCUGUCUAGAGUACAGUUUUAUAACUCAUUUAAGAUGUUAUGUAAAUGGGGG
Messenger RNA from Xiphias gladius (swordfish), 2206 nucleotides. RefSeq names its product tripartite motif containing 54 (gene trim54). NCBI's taxonomy places the organism in Eukaryota, Metazoa, Chordata, Actinopteri, Istiophoriformes, Xiphiidae. Bases 279 to 1394 code for a protein of 371 amino acids. The transcript is spliced from 9 exons. Gene Ontology annotation, molecular function: zinc ion binding. The record is from RefSeq and is a predicted model, not a curated record.